Molecule: messenger RNA, 1764 nt
Organism: Hippocampus zosterae (dwarf seahorse)
Lineage: Eukaryota; Metazoa; Chordata; Actinopteri; Syngnathiformes; Syngnathidae
Gene: snorc
Product: secondary ossification center associated regulator of chondrocyte maturation
Exons: 4
Coding region: 984-1334 (116 amino acids)
Biological process (GO): cartilage development
Source: RefSeq, a predicted model, not a curated record
UUGUCUUUGGUAUGAGUUGCAAAACUUUUUUUUUUUCAACUCUUUACUUGAUUUUACCCUGAAAAUUGAAAUGAGGUACAAUCAAUAUCCAUUGGUAUAUUCAUACCCUGGUCAUUUUACAAAAGCCAAAGAAACGCUAAUCUUAAAGUUCACUCUCACACGGGAUAAUUUAGAGUUUUCCAUUAACCUGCCAUGCAUGUUUUUGGAACGUGGGAGGAAAGAAAACAAAGGGCAGAUUCAGAAACACUGUCAACCCCCCCCCCCCCCAAAAAAAAAUCAUAGUUGCUUCUCUGAUUCAAUUUGGAAUCGAUUUUUUUUAAUAAUAGAAUAAAUUAGGUAGCAAUUGCUUUUCUGAGAUGUAUUCGUGUUUACUAUAUCUUCACUUUAAAAAAAUUAACUACUGAAAGAAAUUAGCUUUUCUAUACUGUAUAUUGAGAUGUACGUGUCUCUAAUUAUGAAUUCAUGCCUUAAGAGAAAGCCAUUUCAUGCAGCAAAUACUAUUUUACGGCAGUAAUUCCACCCUGCACUGCUCCAUAUGUCGCACAUGCCAGGAACUGCCUCUGCUGGUAAGCCUUUCGAAAGAGGUUGGAGUGUUUGAUUUGGUUCUACCGCAACAGACUCAUCCACUCUUGGCAUAGUAUGGGCUAGUCAAAAAGGAAAAAAAAAUGUCAGUUGGAUGAUAUUUUUUCUCCUCAGACCAAAGUACUUGUCAGAUAUUCCACAAGUGUCAGAGAAAAAGAAGCCGAAAUGGCCGUCAAUCGGAAGCGCCGGUGACGUGACCUAGUCAAGGCAGGCCCAGGGCGUCAUGUUUACCUCGCACCCCGCCUGUGUGGCCGGAGGAGCUUGGAGUGGGUGGGCGCUACCGAGAUGAACUCACAAAGUCGGCACUGUCCUGACAGUCGGAGGUCUGCACCUUUGCUCCUCAGAUCCUCUCCAGCACUUCACUUCUUCGAAUCACAGCACGUUGAGGACUUGUCGUCGCCAUGGUCCGUAGCAGCACCUGCAGAGUCCUGGUCCUUCUGGGCCUCUUGGUGGUCUUCGUGCGCUCAGAGACGGUCAGCGACUCACCCAGAGACAACCAAGACAUCAUGUCCGGAGAGAUCCCUGUGGAUGUGGCCCCCACCGGAGCCACCACCAAGGAACUCCUUCAUCACAUGACCGAGCAGGCCUUCACGUUCGACUACGAGGACGCCACGCAAGGCCUCGCCGUGGAUGAGGAAGAAGGUGUCUUGGGACCGGGUGCCAUCACCGCCAUCGUCAUCGCCGUUUUCCUCGGAGCGUCCGUCCUUCUGGCUCUCAUCGUCAUCAUGCUCAGAAAAUUCGCAGCCUCCUAGAAUGUGUGUGUAUGCGUGUGUGUGUGCGCGUGUGCGUGUGUGUGGUGUAUUUUUGCUUGUUCUGUAUAUGUGUUAAUUGAUGCUGUGGCAGGUCCCCAGACGGAGCAAGCAUAGCUGCUCUGCUCCACUCUGUGCUCAUUUUGCAUGUUGAGUUUACAUCAUUUUCAUCAGGAUACAUAUUUUAAUUUCACAAUUUAAAACAUUUACCAUGUGUCUCAAUAUGUCUGACAUCAAAAUAUGGUACAUUUAAACAAAAUUUUAAAAAAUGAUCACCUGACUUACAACUGUCUCCUAACCUCGCAGAAAUUUGCUUGGACUAUGCAUUUUGUUACCAUUACAACAAGCAAGUAAAUGACUUCUACUUGCAGAAGGCGAUCCCGGUGUGGAAAUUAAAAUUACCCUUAAAAAAACAAUAAAAGCCUUGCCAAUC